This is a messenger RNA of Astrephomene gubernaculifera, 1192 nucleotides long. NCBI's taxonomy places the organism in Eukaryota, Viridiplantae, Chlorophyta, Chlorophyceae, Chlamydomonadales, Astrephomenaceae. The record is from the annotation of a GenBank genome assembly.
UUCUCUUUCUACUGCUAGGUUAAAUCUGCCUUGCCGGUAAAGACCCGGUUUGGUCCUUCAGUAGUCAAAGCUAAGAAAAAUGGUGGCCGAGGAGCGUGUCUCGCAGAAGAAGAAGGACUACCGCAAGCGCCUGGGUCAGUACCUGCAGACCUAUGAGAAGGCGUUCAUUGUCAACGCGGACAAUGUGGGCUCUAAGCAGUUCAUGGAUAUCCGCAAGGCUCUGCGCCCCAACAGCGUCAUCCUGAUGGGCAAGAACACCAUGAUGCGCUACUGCGUGGAGAAGUACCUGGAGGAGACCGGCGACAACCGCUGGGAGUGCCUGGUCAAGCCCGGCAAGAAGGGUCUGCUGGAGGGCAACGUCGGCAUUGUCUUCACCAACGGUGACCUGAACCAGGUCAAGGAUGAGAUUGCCAAGUACAAGGUCGGCGCCCCCGCCCGUGUGGGUGCCACCGCCAACGAGGACGUCAUCAUCAAGGCCGGCGGCACGGGCAUGGACCCCUCGCAGACCUCUUUCUUCCAGGCCCUGGGCAUUGCCACCAAGAUUAACAAGGGUACCAUUGAGAUUGUGUCCGACGUCGUGGUCGUGAAGACCGGCGACCGUGUGGGCGCUUCCCAGGCUACCCUGCUGGCCAAGCUGGGCAUCAAGCCCUUCAAGUACGGCCUGCAGAUCACCAAGGUGAUUGAGGGUGGCGCCGUGUACGACCCCGCCGUGAUGGACAUCACCGACGAGGACAUGAUGUCGUCGGUGCUGACCGCCAUCCGCGAGGUGGCCGCGCUGUCGCUGGGCGCCAAGUACCCCACCCUGGCCGCCGCGCCCCACGUCAUCAUCGACGGCUACAAGAACGUGCUGGCCGUCGCUCUGGAGACCGACUACACCUUCCCCCUGGCCCAGAAGGUCAAGGACUACCUGGCCGAUCCCUCCAAGUUCGCCGUCGCUGCCGCCCCGGCUGCUGGUGGCGCUGCCGCCCCGGCCGCCAAGAAGGAGGAGCCCAAGAAGGAGGAGCCCUCCGAGGAGGAGGACAUGGGCUUCUCGCUGUUCGACUAAGCGGCCGUAUCGGCUGCGCGGUUGUAGCAGCAGGACGCUGGGCGCCCUUUACUGGGCGCACGGCGUUCGUGCUACCACAGCGGGGUUGUGGAGCGGCACUGGUCUGCGCAAGGCGUAAAGCCAAGCUGUAACCAUGAAGCCUCUCUU